AUGGCAGUAUUUGGAUCAUGGUUUGGACGUGAAGUAGAUCAGGAUCAUGUUUACUCCAUCAACGGCUUCUGGACAGUCCUUCUUUUCGCCGUGUGUUCUGUCGGAUCAUUCGCCUUACGUUACAUCACUACACCCAUCAGUUGUUGGUGCCCAGCUCAAUUCACAAGCUCUAUGAUCUCGUACACAGAGAAAUCGUGUUUUCUGAAGGACAUGUAUCAUAACAAUUCAAUAUCUGAUAAUUAUGAUGACGAAAUCCCCUCUGUUCCCUCCUUCCACCUCUGGAUACCCCUCAUACUCUUCUUCCAAGCCCUCGCCUUCAAAGUCCCAAACAUCACCUGGAACAGCUGCAAGCACUUGCUCACUCUUAAUAUGGAGGAAACUGUCGAGUCCCUGAAGAGUGUACAAUUGACCAGUCCGGAGAAUCGCCAGGCCAUUUUCAGUGAUGCAGCCCGAGUAUUUGGAAGUCUUCUUAGAAGAAAUCGAUUCUUUCUGGCUCUGUUGUACCUAUUUGUGAAGCUCCUCUUAUGUAUCAAUCUCAUAGCGCAGUUUAUGUUCCUGACGACUUACUUUAGACAAUACCUAGCAAUCAGGGUUGGGUCCUAUGCUGAUUUCGAUGUGGACUCCAUCAUAAAACCCUUACUUGUAAAAGAUAUUUAUUGCCAUUUUCAAAUUCACUUCCUGCAGAAUACCCAGAUAUUUUCAGUUCAGUGUACUCUGCAAAUCACCGAAAUCUAUGAGAAGAUGUUCAUAUUCCUGUGGUACUGGGUCUUCCUUCUGGCUAUCAUCACAAUCCUAAAUCUUGUCCUGUGGGCAGGAUUUCUCUUCCUACCGUUCCUAAGAGAUGGCAGGAUAGCUGCCCACGUCAACGCUUCCAAAGGAGCUCGCCCUAACGAACCCGCUGUAACACGAUUCAUCAGCAGUUUUCUCGGAAUCGAUGGUGUGUUUGUCUUGUCCAUGAUCUCCCGGAAUUCCAGCGAAUUAGUUGCAGCAGAUCUUACCCAACAUUUGUACCAGGUGUUUCAGGAGAAGGAACGGGAAUGGCAAAACCAGCGCAACCUCUACACAGGAGAAACGGAAGGUGGCGCUGUCGUUACCGGAGCAACAGGAACCAUAGCAGCAUUGCCAAUAAGGACGCUACCACCUUGUGCCGAAAACCCGGAGAAAGCGCCUACUAUGUGA
Haliotis rufescens (red abalone) is the source of this 1179-nucleotide messenger RNA. RefSeq names its product innexin unc-9-like. Lineage: Eukaryota; Metazoa; Mollusca; Gastropoda; Lepetellida; Haliotidae. Bases 1 to 1179 code for a protein of 392 amino acids. Gene Ontology annotation, cellular component: gap junction; plasma membrane. The transcript has a single exon. The record is from RefSeq and is a predicted model, not a curated record. Gene Ontology annotation, molecular function: gap junction channel activity.